Messenger RNA from Calypte anna (Anna's hummingbird), 2427 nucleotides. RefSeq names its product family with sequence similarity 171 member A2 (gene FAM171A2). The record is from RefSeq and is a predicted model, not a curated record. NCBI's taxonomy places the organism in Eukaryota, Metazoa, Chordata, Aves, Apodiformes, Trochilidae.
AUGCGGCCCCGCCGGGCUCCGCCGCUGCCGCUGCUGCUGCUGCUGACGGCUGCGGGCGGGGGGGCGCGGGGGGCGGCGGAGCCGGGGGCGCACGAGGUGUUGCUGAAGGUCCAGGUGUAUGAGAGUGGGACACUGGCCCCGCUGGCCCAGGCCACCCUGGAGGUGUUGGGGAACCGCAGCUCCCUGGCCGUGGGGAUCACGGAUGGGGAGGGGGCGGGGGUCCUGCCGGUCCCGUACCGCCUGGGCACCGCCGUGCUCGUCACCGCCACCCGCAGGGGGUACAUCACAGCCUCUGUCCCCUGGCGUGUCACCCGCCUGCCACUGUACACCUCCCUCAGUCUCUACCUGCUCCCCGAGCACCCCGCCACCCUCAUCCUCUACGAGGAUCAGGUCCAGAUCCUGCUGGGCUCCCCAGGUGUCCGGGGACAGCCCUGGGCACAGUUUCCCCGCCGUGCCGCCCGCCUGCCCCGCAGCUCCACCUACACCCAGCUCAGUGCCUCCCUCACCACUGCCACCGGGCACAGCCUGGCCAGGACCUUCCCAGCCUUCCUGGGGACAGAGCAGGACAGCGGUGCCAAUGCCACCUGGCUGGAGCUGGCACCCGUGGCAGCUCUCAGUGUCCAUCUCUUCACUGGCAACGGGACUGAGGUGCCACUGGCCGGCCCCAUCCACCUCUCCAUCCCUUUGGCCACUGACUCGGGACCCAUGGUGGCCACCAGCGUGCCAGCCUGGAGGUUUGACCCCAAGAGCGGGCUGUGGGUGCGGAAUGGGACGGGGCUGAUCCGUAAGGAGGGCCGACAGCUCUACUGGACAUUUGUUUCCUCCCAGUUGGGAUACUGGGCAGCAGCACUGCCCUCACCCAGCACAGGGUCCCUGUCCUGUGAGGGCUGGUGGGUGGUGGGAACCUUCACCCCGGGGGGUGACUGGAGCCCCCACGCCUUGGGUGGUGCCCUCCUGGGGGGGUCUCUUGCCCCCUGCCAGCCUGCUGUCCCCCAGGGCUGGUGGCCAUGGCAGCGGGGGGGGCCGGACAUCACCACCUACCACACCAUCUUCCUGCUGACCAUCCUGGGGGCACUGGCCCUGCUCGUCCUCACCCUCCUCUGCCUCCUCAUCUACUACUGCAGACGGCGCUGCCUGAAGCCGCGGGCUCAGCCCCGCAAAGUGCCGCUGCCGCUGCCCGCAGAGUCCCGCCGGGACCAGGCCACCUCCGUGUCCCAGCUGGACCUGCUUGCUCGGGCAGCCACCCGGAGACGGCCUCCGAGGGGGGGGGACACCGACCCCCGCGACCCCCCAACCCCUAGGCACGAGUUUUAUCACCCUCCUCCUCCCCCCCCUCCCCAACUCCGCCACGGUCCCCGCCCCCCCCCUCCUCUCACCGCCUCCACCCUCGCCCCCCCCCGCCGCCGCCAGACCCCCGCCCCGGAGGACUAUGGAGGGCGGGGGGGCGAAGCCUUCGGCCUCAGGGCCGCCCGCUCGGUGGAGGGGCUGCAGCCCCCCGACGAGCAUCCCCGCGGGACCCCCGUUUUCCACCCCCCGUCGCCCCCCAUCUUUUCCCGUUACGUCCCCGAACAGCCCGAGCCCCCCCCCAGGCCCCCUUCGCUGGCCCCCCCGGGUCCCCUCCUCUUGUGCGGCCCUCUGGAGCGAGGGGGGGGUCCCGAGGAGAUGUACCGGGGGGUGAUGCCCACCCUGCUCAUCCCCGCCCGCUACAUGCGUUUGGCCCCCGGGGACCCUGACCCCCCCACGGAUCCCGAAGUUAUGGGGGGAGGUGGUCCCGGUUCCCUGAGCACUCCAGCAGCCCCCCCGGCCCCCCCUCAAUCCUCUGGGCAAUCCUUUGAAGAAGGAGAAAACUGGGGAGGGGGAGUGGGAGGGGGCGGUGGUCGUGGAGCCCCCCCGGGAGUGAGCGGUUCGGUGGCCAUCCCGGUGCUGCUGGACGGGUCGGCGGUGGCCCAGUUGAACGGGGAGCUGCAGGCGCUGGCGGGGCAGCAGCUGCUGGAGCUGGGGGGCCGCCCCCCCCCCCGGGCUUGGUUCGUCUCCCUGGACGGCCGCUCCUCCCAGGUCCGCCAUUCCUACAUCGACCUGCAGGGAGGGGACAGGGGGGGGGUCUGCCCGGCGCCCCCCCCGCCCCGCCCGCUCCCCCGCCCCCUGGCAGGAGGGGAGGAAGGGGGGAGCCGCCCCCCGCCCCCCCUGCCCGCUGCCCCCUCCCCCGAGGACAGCUCCCUGGCCCCUUUGCUGGAAGCGGGGAGCGGGGGGCGGCGGGGGGGGGGCAGUGGGCGCAGCAGUCUGAGCGAAGCCCCCCGGGACUCCCUGACCAGCCCCGAGGAGGAGGCGCUGACCGAGGGGGGGGACGGGGGGGACGAGAUGGGCGACAGGAAAAGCCCCUGGCAGAAGCGGGAGGAGAGGCCGCUGAUGGUCUUCAAUGUCAAGUGA